Molecule: messenger RNA, 931 nt
Organism: Lasiosphaeria miniovina
Lineage: Eukaryota; Fungi; Ascomycota; Sordariomycetes; Sordariales; Lasiosphaeriaceae
Exons: 1
Coding region: 368-814 (148 amino acids)
Source: RefSeq, a predicted model, not a curated record
GCCAAACCGGGGGGCAAUCAAAGCGCGCGACUGCACGGCACAUCAAUGGGGGGCGCGCCGCUGUUUCUUGGCCCCCCUCUUCCCCACUUUUUGCUUGUGCUCGCAUGCGGGGGGAAGUGACAGGUAAUAACGCGGGGUUGGCGUGUUUGGGGGUGGAUGAAGGUAUCCGCACUCGACUACGGACUGAACAGGUCCACACAGCAUUUUUGAAAGGAAUUGAGCUCUGCUCGCCUACCUAACCAGACGUAGCUUGGCAGCCACGGCGGUCCCGAUUCGAGUGAGGUGCGGAGACGUCGAUUUAGAUAGGCAUUGGCAGACCCGCAGCAACCCCGUCUUAUACCCAUCACAGCCAAGGACCGGAUCAAACAUGGCGGGUAAGCAAGCAUCACCAUGCUAUGUACGAAAAGGGGCAGUGCUUACGGCCCGUCUCCUCUCUCUCCUCGCUCCUCUCUCGACUCGAGCCGGCGUAGUACUAGCCCGCAGAGGAUGGAGGAUUGAGGACGAACACGGGAUUGUAAGGCAGCUUUUGUCUACCAACCUCUUUUCCGGACUUGCUAGGAAGCUCCAAACAGGAUGUCGUGCUUGCUUUCUUGGCAUGUGCUCCCAUCGCCAGAGACGUAAAUCCAAUGGGAUUCAAAGCACGCCAAUUGGAUCUUUCCAAGUUCGGAUUCGGAAAACUCGGGGUGUUAGACACAAAUGUCCACCAAUCCCUAGUCUCUCUCCCCCCUUUUCCCCUCUUCUCCCAUCUGCCCGCCUGCCGGUCUUGGAUACUUCCUCAGUACUAUCGCCAGCAGAAGGACGUCCGCGAAUUUAGCCCAGCUGCUUGCUGGCAGCUUUGGUAAUACUGGUAACAGCAGCAACGAGUCAUCCCAUUCGCCAAUGGCCCCCGCCAAAACUUGGACGCGCACCCAUCCGCCCCAAAGCAGCGACG